Molecule: messenger RNA, 941 nt
Organism: Xiphophorus maculatus (southern platyfish)
Lineage: Eukaryota; Metazoa; Chordata; Actinopteri; Cyprinodontiformes; Poeciliidae
Gene: pdf
Product: peptide deformylase, mitochondrial
Exons: 3
Coding region: 133-858 (241 amino acids)
Biological process (GO): N-terminal protein amino acid modification; peptidyl-methionine modification
Cellular component (GO): mitochondrion
Molecular function (GO): peptide deformylase activity
Source: RefSeq, a predicted model, not a curated record
UCUCAAGGGGCUGUUCCAAUGCGGGAUGAGCAGGAAUCUGUCACAAAAUGAUCGUAGCGCCUUUAUUUCUUACCCGAUUUCUAUAAACAGGGCUUAAAUUAAAUCUGAGGACGUUGCUGAUGUUUCGUCACCAUGACCUCCAGCGCCGCUCUGCUCGCCUGGUCCAGAUUCGGGUUCUGUGCGUCCAGAACCGCUUCCUCCUCAUGCAGAGUCCUGGUCCGAUCCGCCUGCAGUCGCUCUUGGUCCAGCGGCGUUAAGGUGCGCUCCUACCUGCAGUACGUGAAGCGGAAGCUCCGCCCCCCUCCAACCCCCCCCUACAGCCACGUGUGCCAGGUGGGCGACCCGGUCCUGCGCUGCCGGGCCGCCGGCGUGGACCCUGCGGCCAUAGCGGGCCCGGAGAUCCAGCGGGUUCUGGUAACCAUGGUGACGGUGAUGAGGAGGCUGCAGUGCGUGGGUCUGAGCGCGCCGCAGGUGGGCGUGCCGCUCCGCAUCCUGAUGCUGGAGUAUCCCUGGAACCUGUUCGAGGCGGUUCCGCCCGCGGCCCGGCGGGCCCUCGGCCUCUCCAUCCAGCCGCUCCGGAUCUUCCUGAACCCGGAGCUCCGGGUUCUGGACAGCAGCACGGUUCUGUCUCAGGAGGCCUGCGAGAGCGUCUCGGGCUUCUCCGCCGCCGUGCCGCGGUUCCGAUCCGUGGAAGUGUCAGGCCUGAACGAGAAAGGUCAAGAGGUCACCUGGCAGGCGAGCGGCUGGCCGGCCCGGAUCCUGCAGCACGAGAUGGACCACCUGGACGGAGUUCUGUACCUGGACCGCAUGGACUCCAGAACCUUCGUCAACAUCAACUGGCAGGAGCACAACGAGUAGCGCCAGCCGGCCCCGGGCAUCGCAGAGCUUGACCCUGGUUCUGGUGAACCAAACAGGUCAAAUAAAAUCUCUUUAAGAUGAAA